Messenger RNA from Penicillium canescens, 5694 nucleotides. RefSeq lists its product as uncharacterized. The coding region runs from base 1 to 5694 and encodes 1897 amino acids. The record is from RefSeq and is a predicted model, not a curated record. Gene Ontology annotation, biological process: secondary metabolite biosynthetic process; amino acid activation for nonribosomal peptide biosynthetic process. Gene Ontology annotation, molecular function: phosphopantetheine binding; catalytic activity. The transcript is spliced from 2 exons. Lineage: Eukaryota; Fungi; Ascomycota; Eurotiomycetes; Eurotiales; Aspergillaceae. Gene Ontology annotation, cellular component: cytoplasm.
AUGGGCGAGUACAUUGAGCCUAGUGCUGCCUCUUGGGUUAGCGAUGUUUUUCAAAAGCUAGAUGGUGCGGCUUGGUCCGAUUGUGUGGCAGUUCUUCCUGAGGCCGAUCAAGAGCAAGUCCUCGUUCUAGCAUGGGUGCUUCUGCUCCAUCGCGGAACUGUGCAGAGUGAAGAUGGGGCUUUUUCUUGGGAGAGAAAUGGAAAAGUCCAAGAGGCCUCCAUCAAAGAUGUAAUUGAGUCGGAGGACGCCUCCUUGGGAUCGGCCUUGCAAGCCAUCCGGCGGUUGGGUGAAUUCUCCGAAAUUGGAGACAUAAUCUCUUUUAAGAAUACUGGUACCAUGACCCAAUGGACAUUUGAUUUGGAAGCAAAGCUGUCUCAGGGCAAUGUAUAUAUCCGUGGAACCUCGAAAGCCUCAACAGCUACACAACCCGUUAGCGCUGUUCUGCCUCAUAUCCUCGCCGACAUCCUUCCUUUGAUCACUGCAAGCCACGAGCUGUCUAUUUCUGAUGCUAUCGAAAUUCGAAGCCAGGAGAUCUCGCAAAUAUGGAAGUGGAACGGGCCAAUGCCUCCCACCAUCGAUCGCUGUAUCCAGGAUAUCAUCAGCGAAAAGGCACAAACCCAGAUCGACCGUCCCUCUGUCGUAUCAUGGGAUGGAGAGAUGACCUAUGCACAGCUAGAGGAGCGAUCAACAUGGCUAGCAAAGCAUUUGGUCCACUUAGGCCUGCAAGUUGGCCGAGCUGUGCCCUUAUGCUUCGAGAAGUCAAUGUGGACAAUUGUUGGUGUGUUGGCAGUUACGAAGGCAGGUGGCGCAUUGGUUCUCAUGGAUCCCAGUCAGCCGGAGGGACGGCUGAACACCAUUGCCAGCGACGUUGAUGCCGAGUUUAUCCUGACAUCAGAGUUGCAGACAGGCCUCGGCUCUCGCAUUCUCCCCAGCGGAAAGCAGAUUAUUGUUGGGCCGCGGCUAUUCCAACACGAGACCGAGUUACCAUCUGUCAACCUGCCAGUGGUCCCAGCAUCGUCGACCCUGUACAUUCAAUUCACGUCCGGCAGCACCGGCAAACCGAAAGGUGUGGUGAUCUCCCACUCCAACUACACCAGUGGCGCUGUGCCCCGUGCUGCAGCUGUGGGAUAUGGAGAGCACUCACGCGUGUUGGACUUCCCCUCGUACGCAUUCGACGUCAGUGUCGACUGUAUGCUGUGCACUCUAGCCAAUGGCGGAUGUAUCUGUGUCCCAUCAGAGGAUCAGAGAGUCAAUGACCUCAGUGGUGCCAUUCGCAGUAUGAGCGUAAACAUGGCCCACAUGACGCCGUCAGUUGCGCGUGUGCUAGCUCCGGAUAUCAUGCCGUCACUGGAAGUUCUUGGUCUUGGGGGUGAGGCGAUCACUGCUAGUGAUGCCGCGGACUGGGGCCAGAAGACGCACAUUGUCAUCGCCUACGGCCCAUCAGAAUGCACGGUUGGCUGUACAAUCAACAACGAUAUUCCUCCCAGUCGGUCAUACACCAGUAUUGGAAAAGGUGUUGGAGGAACGACAUGGGUGGUGGACCCAUCCAACCAGGAUCGGCUGGUACCCAUUGGCGCUGUUGGAGAGCUGCUUGUCGAAGGCCCUGUGGUUGGCGACGGGUACCUCAACAACCCAGAGAAGACAGCGGAGGUCUUCAUCGAGGAUCCCGCUUGGUUGAUUGAAGGUGGCGGAGAUUACCCAGGCCGUAAGGGUCGUCUCUACAAGACUGGCGAUCUCGUCCGGUAUGACCCUGAUGCCUCGGGCAGUAUUGUUUUCAUCGGUCGCGCAGAUUCACAGGUGAAGCUUCGUGGUCAACGCGUGGAACUUGGUGAAGUUGAAUACCACGUCCGCAAUUACCUUCCCGCUGGCGCCAGCGUCGCCGCCGAAGUGAUCUUUCCAGGUGGGAAGAAAUCCGAUGCCACGCUGGUGGUGUUCGUGGCAGAAGAAAAGAGUGAGAAAACGGGCGUACCUGGCGAGAUCACAUCGUUCUCGAGCGCAUUCCAGAAACUUCUCGCUGAUAUCGAUGAGGCUCUGGCAAAAAACCUCCCUCGAUACAUGAUCCCAGCUGCAUACAUUCCGCUCGACCAGAUGCCACUCUUGGUGUCGCUCAAGACAGACCGGAAACAGCUCCGUGCUCUGGCAAGCCAAUUGACGAGGCGGCACAUUGCCGAGCUGAAGAUUUCCACCGCAGCCAAGGUGGCACCGCAAACAGAGAUGGAGUGUCGACUUCAAGCUCUUUGGAUUAAGCUGUUUGGGAACGACACGGAGAUCGGCAUUCACGACCAUUUCUUCAGUCUUGGAGGCGACUCGCUCAAAGCCAUGAGGUUGGUAGCUGCUGCACGAGAGCAACUCCUCGCCGUUCAGGUCACCGAUAUAUUCCAACAUCCAACCAUCGAGAAGCUGGCCCUAAACGUGGUAGAAAUUAAGAGCACAGAAUCACCAGAUGUUCCUCCCUACUCGCUCCUUCCAGAUGACUGGAAACCAGAGGAAGUCCAGACCGAGGUUGCAUCUCUUUGCAACUUGGAUCCUGCUAUGGUAGAGGAUGUCUAUCCUUGCACACCUCUUCAGGAAGCGCUCAUGGCUCUUUCGGCCAAGUAUGCAGAUGCAUAUGUCGCACAGCGAGUGAUAGAGCUCCCUGAUGCCAGCGUUGCCGAGCAGCUGCGAUCUGCCUUCGAGAGUGUAUCGGCAGACUCUGCAAUUUUGCGCACAAGGAUUGUCCAGGUUCCCCGCCGAGGGUUGGUGCAAACACUGGUGCGAACAAGUUCUCCCUGGAUUGAAAGCUCUAAUUUGUCCAAAUACCUGAGCCAGGACACAUUGAGAGGAAUGGGUCUGGGUACCGAGCUCGCCCGCUUUGCCAUUGUCAAGGAUGAGACAACGAACAAGAGCAGCAUCGUCCUGAGUAUUCACCACGCAUUGUAUGAUGGCUGGUCAAUGCCAUUGAUCGUGGAUCGUGUGAACCGCGCAUACCGCGGUGAGACUAUUGGCAGCCCAACGCCUUUCAAGAAUUUCAUCAAGUGGCUCGGUAAUACCGAUGGAGCAUCUUCCAAGGCAUAUUGGACCGAGCAGCUGCAAGGUGCUACUUCAGUCCAGUUCCCUGUUAUCCCAUGGACUGGAUACCAAGCUCGCGCCGACUCUCUCCUAGAGCACUAUGUCAAGCUGCCCCGGGCUUCGUCCAGCUCGACUACCAGCAUUGCUACUGCCAUUCGAGGUGCUUGGGCACUUCUGGCCUCGCAGUACACAUCUUCAGAUGACAUAGUUUUUGGAGAGACGAUGACCGGCCGCACAGCGCCUGUAGCGGCCGUAGAGGAGAUUGAGGGCCCGAUGAUCACGACUGUCCCUGUUCGUGUCUCUAUUGAUCGCAAGGGUCGGGUCUCGGACUAUCUCCAGAGCAUUCAUGAUCAAGCACUGCACCGCAUUCCUCAUGAGCAUAUGGGUCUGCAGCACAUUCGACGUCUGGACGCCGACGCUCGGGAGGCCUGCGAGUUGCGCACCGGCAUUGUUAUCCACCCGACCGCUGAGGAGAGUGCUGUCGACUUGGAGAAAAACCCUGCUACCGCAUUCGUUCCAACAAGCGAGGCAGAGGCCGCCCGUGAAGCCUUGAAAUUCAACUCUUAUUCCAACAUGCUGGUCUUCACGGUCGAUCCUAAGGGAUUCCUCAUCAUGGCCAGCUUCGAUUCCAAGACCAUCGACGUCCCUCAGAUGGAUCAGGUGCUGAAGCAAUUUGAUAAGCUGGUACAGAAGCUCCUCGAUGACCCAGGUCAGCGCAUUGAGAACAUCUAUGAUUCCACAGUGCAGAUAGAUAUGACGGAACAACGGCGUCUAGCCACACUCGGCCCAGCAAGUCUCCCUGCAAAGGAGGUUUACGCUGAUGCAACGGCCACUUGGAUUGUGGAUCCCAAUGACCAUGAGUGCCUAGCUCCUGCUGGCGGAGUUGGAGAGCUACUUAUUGAGCGAGAGGUUGAGUGGGAUUUCGGUGAUCUGAUUACCGCUCCAACUUGGCUUAGCCAUUCCCCGAAGAUGUACUCCACUAACCAACUGGCGAAGUACACCAGUGAAGGUUCGGUUAUUAUUGUUCGCGCAAAAGAUGCGCAAGUUGGGCAAGUCAGACGCCGUAUCAAGAGACAUGACAGUGGUACAGCCGUAACGACUGUCCCGCAGCAAAAGCUCCAGCGACUCUGGGGACAAAUUCUGGAUGUCCCAUUCGAGGACAUCCUUUUGGAUGAUGACUUCUUUGACCUGGGAGGCGACUCCAUCCGUGCCAUGAAGCUGGUCUCAGAGGCACGGGCUGAAGGUCUGCAACUGACCGUGACUACCAUCUUCGACCAUCGGGCUCUCUCUGACAUGGCUCAGCAUGCCGUGGAAGCACAGCCGGCGAAGACAGUAGCUCGUGGAUACGUACCAUUCAGUACACUUGACGUGACUGAUGUGGAUUCAUUUGUCGCUAACAUUCGUCCGAAGCUCGCGGAGCCCGAGUGGCAGGUCAUCGAUGCGUAUCCAAAUCGUCCACUCCAGGAAAUUGCCGUCCAGGGCACCGUCCAGCUUCCUCGCUAUUCUGUGCGUUAUGAAUUAUUCUAUAUGGACACUGUGGUGGACCGCAACCAACUGUUCAAAAGCUGUCAGGAGCUUGUUUCUCGUAAUGAAAUCCUUCGCACUAUGUUUGUGGAGCAUGAUGGGGCGUCCCUGGGCGUAGUUGUGGAUGACAUCAAAUGCCCAAUCGUCGAAUAUGAAAUUGAUACUGACAUCGAGGCCUUCAGCCAGAAGGUCUGCGAAGUGGACGUUCAAUCGCGCAUUCCCCUUGGAUCCCCCUUUGUGAAAUUCAUUUUCAUGCAACACGUCGACGGACCCAGCAGCUUGCUCAUGCGCAUUUCGCAUGCCCAAUACGAUGAGAUCUGUCUUCCAAUCUUGUUGCAGCAGCUCUCGGCCCUAUACGAGGGAAGACCAGUGCCCAAGAGUCUACCGUUCUCCUCAUACGUCGACCACGUUCUUCGCGCCAACUUGCCGAUCAGCAUUCCGUAUUGGCAGAACCUCCUGCAAGGAUCAUCCAUGACACGGAUCCAGCCAGACAUCCCAAUUGUGUCAGGGGCCCACUUCGCAAUCUCCAAGGAUGUCAGUAUUGCCGCGCGACCGAGGGACAUCACAGUCGCAACUCUGCCUACGGCGGCUUGGGCACUGUGUCUCGCCCGCCGCCUUUCCCUUCACGACGUUACAUUUGGUGAAGUAGUGAGUGGCCGGAACAUCGACCUUCCCAAUGCAGACGCAGUUGUUGGGCCAUCAUGGCAAUAUGCACCUGUGCGCGUAAAGUUCGCAGAUGGAUGGACAGCAAUUGACCUCCUGCAAUUUGUGCAGCGGCAACAUCUUGAAAGUGCACAGUACGAGGGCAUGGGUCUCAAAGAGAUCGUCCAGCAAUGCACUGAUUGGCCGGAGACAGUUGACUGGUUUGAUUCUGUUGUGCACCAGGAUGUUGAGCACGUUGAGGACCUGUCUUUCAUGGCGGCCAGUAGUCGCAUGCAGACUAUCUACCCGCAUUUCGAGCCCUUGCGGGAGAUCAAAGUGCAGGCAUUCCCCAAGGGGGACACUCUUUGCAUUGAGAUUGUCACUGUGGAGUCCUGGUCUGACUUUGCCAUUGCAUUGCUGGAUGAUGUUGUUGACACUCUUGGGCAAUUGGUGAAUCAUGUUCAUGCAAAGGUUUUGUGA